Messenger RNA from Erpetoichthys calabaricus (reedfish), 4338 nucleotides. RefSeq names its product centrosomal protein of 290 kDa-like. Gene Ontology annotation, biological process: camera-type eye development; kidney development. The transcript has 29 exons. Lineage: Eukaryota; Metazoa; Chordata; Cladistia; Polypteriformes; Polypteridae. The record is from RefSeq and is a predicted model, not a curated record. Bases 1 to 4338 code for a protein of 1445 amino acids.
AUGUUUGGGAGAGUUGGCAUCACAUGUGUUUGUGAUUACUCAGUUGAUCAGAAUUAUGUAUUUCCACAGAAUGAAGAUCUCCGCCAAGACAUUAUUGACUACCAGAUGCAGAUAGAUUCCCAUAGAGACAAUUUGCUUUACAAAACAGAGGAUGAUUUUGAUAUCCGUGCAGAGCUGUCAAAAAAGAACAAUGAGAUAUAUGAGUACCUUGAUGAUAUUCAGAAUCUGACAGAAGCAAAUGAAAAGCUGGAUGCUCAAAAUCAAGAAAUCCAGAAGAACCUUCAAGAAUCUGCACAGGAAAUGGAAAGAAUAACUGACAAAUAUAAUAAAAUAAAAGUAACUGUGCAAAAGAAUGAUGUGGUCAUGGAUCAUUUACGAAAAGAAAAUGAACAUCUAAAACUCCAGUUGUAUGAAAUGACUGAGCAACUGCAUUCAAAGUUGGACGAGGAUGAUACUGUAAUGGAGGUUGUCAAGUCAAAAGUAGAAGAGUGGAAGAAAGUUUUUUCUGCAAAGGAUGAAGAAAUUCUGAAAUACCAGGAAAUGUUAACUGAAAUUACAGAAAAACUUAAAGCAGCACUGCUUGAUUGUGAUAAAGCUAGCAUCAUGACCCUUCAGCAGGAAUUGCAAAAACGAGACGGACAGAUAAAGACGUUGACCAAUAAAUUAGAGCAGUGUACACACGACAUGGAGAAGAAUACGUUAAUUAUUGAAGCUCUCCAAAAACAACUUCAGACAGAUGCAGGUCAUUCUUUGAUAGCCUGUCAGAACCAAAUUGGUCAACUACAAGCAAAGUCGCAGACAGCAGAACAAAAGCUACAGGAGAUGGCGCAAAUAGCCAGUCAAGCAGAGUCUGAUGCCAAAGAAAAGGAUAAAGAGCUCAGUGAAACACUUGCCAAAAUGCGUGCCUAUGAAGCUGGUGAAUAUGGGUUGGAAAGUGCUAUUGCGGAAAUUAACAAGUAUAAGAAUCAAGUGAAACUAAGAGACAAAGAAAUUGAGUCUCUUAUAAAAGAGAUUAACAAUCUUGAUGCAAAGAUCAGCGACUUGUUGUAUGAAAAUGAAGAUUUUAGAGAGCGUUUAGGCCUAGAUAUCAAACAAGUUGAUUUAACUGCGUUUCGAAGAAGCAAGGUUGUGAGGCAACAGCAAUACCGAGCAGAAAACCAAGUUCUACUGAAAGAGAUUGAAAGGUUAGAAGAUGAAAGGCUUGAACUGAAGAAAUACAUUAGACUGCUUGCAAAAGAGAAAGGAAAGCGACCUUCUGAAAAGGAUCUAAAAUUUGAUGAUCUACUGCCUGCUGAGAAGUUUAUGAACAGUCUGAAAGGUCACUCUAAGAAAAUGUUCCUACUUUCAAAUUCUGCAGAUCUUGAGGAGAUGGUCCAGAAGAAUGAACAACUCUUAAAAGAAUUACAGCACAAAAAAGCCCACUCUGCUCAAACUGAAGCAAAGUUAAGUGAAAAAAUGGAAGAAAAUAGGCAGCUGGAACAAGGAAUGCGAGAAAUAAUGCAAGCAAUAAAAGAUGCACAAAAAGGCUCUGGCAAAGAAGUGGAGAUUCAUAUUCCUGUAUUAGAAAGGCUGUUAAAUGCAAUGAAUAUUAAGAAUUCAGAGCGAACAAUUCAUGCCAGUAUGUCUCUGAAAGCUCAAGUUGACCAGCUUACAGGGCGUAAUGAAGAACUACGGAGGGAAAUAAGAGACUCUCGGAAGGAGGCAGUACAUGCCAUUAACCAGAUGGAGAAGGCAUUAGAAAAAGCUGCACUCUUGGAAAGUGAAGUGAAAUUAAUGCAACAGACGAGAAAAAACAGCAUUGUCUUUCAAACUCACCAUCUCCCUGAAGAAAUGUCACCUUCUAGUGCUGAAAUAAUCAACACAUUAAAUGAGUAUACAAUAAGACUUCUACAGGAACUGCACAAUAAAGAGGAAACAGCAACAAAAUUGGGAGAAGCUUUAGAAGAAUACAAAAGGAAAUUUGCAGUUAUUCGUCAUCAACAAGGACUACUUUACAAAGAAUAUCAAAGUGAAAAAGAAUUAUGGGAAAAGGAACUCAAACAAAGUCGUGAAGUUCAAGAUAAACUUCAAGAACAAAUGGCACAUGAUGCUAUUAAAAUAGCUGAGUAUAAUCAUUGGGCGAAUAUACUGCAAAUGAAUUCUGAAGAAAUAAGGAGGCAGGUGGCAGAAGCUGCCAGGAAAAUGAUUGUUCUAAAGGUCAAUGAGAAAUCCUUCACACGACGAUACACAACUGAACUGGAAAUGGAGCAACAUCUCAGAAAGGAGAACAGCAAAUUAAAAAAUGAAAUAACUGCAAUGGAAUCGGCAGUGACAAAAAAAGUUGGUUACUUGCAGAGAUACAAGGACAUGGCAGCAUUUAAAAUUGCAUCAUUACAGAAAGCCUUGGAUGGUAGUGUCCCAUCUGUAGAACUUGAGCGAGUCAAUAAUCAAUACAGUGAUUUAACAAUCAGAUACAGAGAUCUUCUACAGAAAGAUAAUUUGCUUGUUCAGAAGGCCGUCAGCUUGGAACAUUUAGAGAGUGAAAAUACAGUUCUCAGGAAACAUAUUGAUCGUUUGAAUAAAGAACUUGAAAUUACAAAGGAAAAACUGCAUACACUAGAACAAGCUUGGGAAGAAAUUAAUUCACUGGGUGUUGACUCAAUGAAUAAAGCAGCUAAUGUAAUCACAAAGGGUGAUUUGUCUGUGUCCAAAAAAAUGACCAUGUUGGAAAUGAAAGAACUCAAUGAAAGACAGAGAGCAGAUCAUGCUCAUGAAAUGUAUGACUGCCUAAGAAAUACUCUAAAAAAGGUGGAAGAGAGGAAUUGUGAACUGGAGAACAAAUUUGUUAAUCUUACUAAACAAUACCUAGAAGCUCAAAAAGUAGAACAAGAGCUUCGGGAUGCCCUUGCACAGAGUGUAAGUAAGGUCGUCAGUGAUGCAGACAGGACAAGAAUACUAGAGUUGGAAAAAACUGAAGCAGAGCUCAAAAAUGAGGUUUCAAAGUUAAGAGAAGUGUCAGAUGUUGCCAUGAUGCAAAUAAUUACCCUGGAAGCUCGUCAGCAAUCCAGAGAUAAAGAAAUUGAAUCUCUGCGUAAGCAGCACUUGGAUUAUCAGGCUGAAUCGGAUGAAAGAGCCUUGAUCGCUAAGCUUCAUCAGCAUAUUGUAGCAUUAAAAGUGAGCGAAGCUGCUGCUGUCUGCAAGCUAGAAGUAACAGUGACUAAGCUUCAGAAGCUGGAGGCCUACAACCUGAGACUAGAGCAAAAGAUUGAUGAAAAGGAGCAAGCUUUGUAUUAUGCUAGGCUGGAAGGACGUAAUCGAGCUAAGCACUUACAGCAAACUGUGCAAUCUUUUCGGAGACAGUUCAGUGGUGCUUUACCCCUGCCACAGCAAGAAAAGUUCUCAAAGACUAUGAUACAGUUGCAAAAUGACAAAGUGAAGAUCCAUAUGGAGAAGCAAAGAGCUGAAGAGGAGAGAAGAAAAGCCGAAGACAAAAUGCUUGAGCUGGAAUUAAAAUUCAAGGGGUUAGAGGAGUUGAUCAGCACCCUGAAGGAUGCCAGAGGAGCACAAAAGGUCAGUGAAUGGCAUAAAAGAAUGGAAGAGCUACGUCUUCAGGAUCUGAAACAAAGCAGAGAAUUGGGAACUCAUAAAGAAGAAAUCAAAUAUUUAAAGAAAGUAAUUUCUGACCAGGAACGGACAAUCUGUAAUCUGGAAGAAGAAAUUGUACAACAGAAUAAUUUUCAUGAGGAAUGUCAGCUGUCCUGGGAACAGAGAGAAGUUGAAUUGGAACGACAGCUGGAUAAAUACGAACAGCAGCAUAAUGAGGUGCUCAUCACUGCCAAAAAGUUUGAAGAAGCUACAGGAGCAGUCCCAGAUCCCAGCUUGCCUCUUACACAACAACUUGAAAUGGCACUUAGAAAAAUUAAAGAGCAUGUCCGAACCAUUGUGGAAACACAGGCAACGUGCAAGAACCUAGAGGAGAAUCUAAAGAAAAAAGACUUAGAUCUUUGGAAGGCUGAGCAGAAUAUUUUUUCAAGAGACAAAGUAAUUAAUGAGCUCAGGAUACUUCUCCCUGCCUCAGCUAAACGGGAUAAACUAAUUGAAGAACUAGGAAGAAAGGAUGGACAGCCUGAAUAUCAAGUUGCCUUAAAAGUGGCUCAGCAAACUAUUGUAAACCUGCAAGCUAGAUUAAACCAGAAGGAAGAUGUCAUCAAGAAAUAUCUGCAUAUGUUAACCAGAAGUAGGCAGGAGCAAGAAGACAUUGCAAAGAAGCAUUCAGAAGAGCUUUCACUUUUACUUCAGAAACUGAAUUUGCAGUCGGACUCUUCUCUCCACAUGCUUAAGCAAUCGGCAAUGGUUUGA